ACAUCCAUCCACAAUGUUCUUUUGUUUCUUUGUAAAAACAAAAAAUAAAAAAGAAAUCUCCAAGUAAGUCUUACUUGAAAACACGAUUUCACUCUCUCUCAUCGUCUCUAGAACAUACGAACGCAAACAACAACGUUAAACGCUAAUCAACACCGCAAUCUUGCUCGGAGUUCCUCUACUAAACGCCGGUAGUACAUGCUAGUUCAAAGCAUUUUGUGAAGUAGGGGAACUCUAUCUUCAUUCUUUGAAGUUUUGUAGAGUGCAGAAACCGCCAAUGACUGCUUUGUUGUCAAGUGAUCCAAUGCAUUUUGGAAUGCAUGAAGGGGGUCCAUAUAGGCAUUCUGAUGAUAAAUUGGAAGAACAUGGUGGUCGGUGGUAUUUUUCACGCAAAGAAAUUGAAGAAAAUUCACCAUCUAGACCAGAUGGCAUUGAUUUAAAGAAGGAAACUUAUCUACGCAAAUCUUAUUGCACAUUUUUGCAAGAUCUCGGUAUGAGGCUCAAAGUGCCCCAGGUAACCAUUGCUACAGCUAUAAUCUUUUGCCACCGGUUUUUUCUCCGUCAGUCACUUGCAAAAAAUGACCGGAGGACAAUUGCAACUGUCUGCAUGUUUCUUGCAGGCAAGGUUGAAGAAACUCCUCGCCCUUUAAAAGACGUUAUCCUUGUUUCCUAUGAAAUUAAUAACAAAAAGGAUCCCGAUGCUAUACAAAGAAUCAAACAGAAGGAGGUGUAUGAACAACAAAAGGAAUUAAUAUUACUCGGGGAGCGAGUUGUUCUUGCAACUCUCGGUUUUGACUUUAACGUGCAUCAUCCAUAUAAACCACUAGUAGAAGCAAUAAAGAAGUUCAAAGUUGCUCAAAAUGCCCUUGCUCAAGUUGCUUGGAAUUUUGUCAACGAUGGGCUUCGGACAUCUCUCUGCUUGCAAUUUAAACCCCACCACAUCGCCGCCGGUGCUAUUUUCCUUGCCGCCAAGUUCCUCAAAGUUAAACUGCCGUCAGACGGUGAAAAAGUUUGGUGGCAGGAGUUCGAUGUUACCCCACGCCAAUUAGAGGAGGUCAGUAAUCAAAUGUUAGAACUGUACGAGCAAAACAGAGUGGCACCUUCUCAAACUAGCGAAGUUGUCGACAGCAGUACAGGUGGCGGGGCUACUCAAAAGGGGCCCACCAGAUCUCAUACAGCCGACGAAGAUGGCCCAAACAACAGUAAUUCCAGGCCCGGUACCUCAUCAAGGCCUCCUCCUGAUCAAUCGGGCCAGAACGUAAAAGGAGACGUUGAAGUGAAUGAAAGUCAACAACAACAUUACGGCCCGGAAGAGGGUAACGGACCUGAAGGACAUUAUGAGGAAACACGAGAAAGAAGGGAACCCGUAGAAUUAGCAAAGGAGAAAUACCAGGGAAAGUCACCUCAAGAUGCUUUUAAAAAACUUGACAAAGAUAAAGUUAAAGCGGCCCUUGAGAAAAGAAGGAAGGCCCGUGUAGGUGAUGUGACCCGAAAAACAGAUGUCAUGGAUGAAGAUGAUUUAAUUGAGAGAGAAUUAGAAGAUGGUAUAGAGUUGGCUGCUGAAUCAGAGAAAAGCAAACAAGAUAGAAAACAUCAUUGGUCAAAAUCGUCAAGUCAGAUGGAUAAUGAUCUGGAAGACGGUCAAUACCAGUCUUCGGUUAAGGGGCAGCCGUCGCGCAGUCAAGAUUUUGAGCCUGUGGAAGAAGGGGAAGUGGGAAUGAUGGAUGAUGAGUAUAGGUCAAGGUCACCUAAGUCUAGUAACAGGAAAAGGAAGGGUGGUGGGACCCCACCUGAUAAACGGAGGAGAAACUAGAACGCAGCGAUCUCAUUUGUUGUUGAAUGUCUCUAUAUAACUGGAUGGUUCAUGCUGCUAAGAGAAUAUGUGGUUAAUCAAUGUACUUGUUUAAACUAAAUUUUGUUUUAUUAAGGUUUUUCUGGUCAUGAAAUAUUCAGACAGAGCAUUUGAUCAAUGGCUUCUCUAAGGUACAACAUUGACCAACCA
Helianthus annuus (common sunflower) is the source of this 1999-nucleotide messenger RNA. RefSeq names its product cyclin-T1-3. Gene Ontology annotation, molecular function: cyclin-dependent protein serine/threonine kinase activator activity. Lineage: Eukaryota; Viridiplantae; Streptophyta; Magnoliopsida; Asterales; Asteraceae. The transcript is spliced from 7 exons. Gene Ontology annotation, biological process: regulation of transcription by RNA polymerase II; positive regulation of DNA-templated transcription, elongation. The record is from RefSeq and is a predicted model, not a curated record. Gene Ontology annotation, cellular component: cyclin/CDK positive transcription elongation factor complex; nucleus. The coding region runs from base 275 to 1810 and encodes 511 amino acids.